Messenger RNA from Pungitius pungitius (ninespine stickleback), 4449 nucleotides. RefSeq names its product transient receptor potential cation channel subfamily M member 4-like. The transcript has 28 exons. Gene Ontology annotation, cellular component: plasma membrane. Lineage: Eukaryota; Metazoa; Chordata; Actinopteri; Perciformes; Gasterosteidae. The coding region runs from base 227 to 3982 and encodes 1251 amino acids. The record is from RefSeq and is a predicted model, not a curated record. Gene Ontology annotation, molecular function: ligand-gated calcium channel activity; calcium-activated cation channel activity. Gene Ontology annotation, biological process: calcium ion transmembrane transport.
AACCACACCCUCACCUGCGAGGUGUGUCUGGCUGCUCAGCACCUGGUUGUCCUUCUAAAUUGCGGAGAAACUGGUGGAAGUUACUUUUCAAUAGUUUCAGUUACCGCGAUUUCUAUUUUCUGCCAUUCUGGAUACUGUUUUAAAAAAAAAUGGGCAAAAGGAAACCCUGGAGUAUUUUCUACACCCACGGUUAGUCCCACGGAAAAGUGGGUGAACAAAAAACACCAUGAGAAACCCAGGAAGAGGAGUUGACGGAGACAAAGUCGGUAAAUCCGAGAAAGACCAGAGUUGGAUCCCCAAAAUCGUCAAGAAACGAGUGUGCACCACCUUUGUGGAAAGUUCUUUAAGUAAUGGCGCUCUGUGUCAGUGCGGCGGCAAAAGAGACUCCCACGGCUCCGUGGCUCUCGGUGACUACUUCAGCACGGCCAUCGUCAACCGCUGGGACAGCGCCCAGCACUCCUCUGAGUACCCGACGGAUGCCUUCGGAGAGUUGCAGUUUGCAGGAGCCAGCAAGCGGCACAGCUAUUUCCUGCGUCUCUCGUGGGACACCGCCCCGUCCAUGGUCUACACCCUGAUGACCGUCCACUGGGGUCUUCCUGCACCCAACCUGGUGGUUUCUAUAGUGGGCGGAGAAGGGAGGACAAAGGUGAAGACUUGGGUACGGGAGGUCCUGAGGCAGGGACUGGUGAAAGCCUCACAAAGCACAGGAGCAUGGAUCCUGACUGAAGGCCUGCGAGAAGGCGUUGGCCGGUGUGUUGGAGAGGCGGUGAGGGAUCACGCAACCGCGGCCUCCUCGGUGUCCCUCAACAGGGUGGUGGCGCUGGGUAUCGCUCCCUGGGGCCUGGUGGACAACCGAGAGCAGCUGGUCAACCCUGAGGGCAGCUUUCCUGCUAAGUAUUACGUCAAGAACACGUCCCGGGACUCCCACUGCCUGGACAACAACCACCAGGCCUUCCUGCUGGUGGACGAUGGCAGUGUGGGACGCAGAGGAGAGACGGGGUUCAGGGCCAAGCUGGAGGACUUCAUCUCCCACCAGCGCACAGGCAUCUGGGGCAGCGGCAGCAUUGACAUCCCCGUCCUUUGUAUGCUGAUCUCAGGGGACGCAGGAAUGCUGGAGAGGGUCGAUCUCUCUCUCAAAAGCUCCAUGCCCUGGCUGGUGCUGGCCGGCUCCGGAGGCCUGGCCGACUUCUUGAGCGACAUCCUGGACAAUCUGUCACCAGCGGCGGCCGCCCAGUCGUCCGGGGAGGGAGGCGGCGACGCGUCUCCCGGCGUGGAUUUGAAAGACAAAGUGGCAGAACGGGUCAAAAAGCACUUCCCUGCUGAAAAGGAGCCGGACAAACUAGUCGACCGGGCUCUGAGCAUCUACCAGAUGAGAGACUUUAUUACUGUCUACCAUGGAGAGCAGGAGGGCCCAAAUGACUUUGACACAGUGCUGCUCAAAACAUUGGUUGGAGCUAGUAAGCAUCAUGCGUCCGUUAAUGCCAGCCCUUACAACGAAGAGCUGAAGCUAGCGGUCACAUGGAACAGGGUUGACAUUGCCAAGAGUGAACUUUUCAAUGGAGACAUCCAUUGGACGUAUGAGGACUUAAAAGACUCCAUGACGGAUGCCCUGAUCAACGACAAGCCUCAGUUUGUGCGUCUUUUCACCGAGAAUGGCCUCAACAUUCUGGACUACCUGACUUACGGCCGGCUGGAAAGUCUUUACGGCUCCGUGGCUGAAGGGACGGUGCUUUACCAUCUACUUCAGCGCCACCUGGUGGAGCGGCUUGGAACUGCACCGUCAAACCAGCAGAACUUGCCUUCCAAAUUGGUGGCAGAGAACCUACAGAUUGGACCAGUGACUGAGAUUACCCUAUUUGAGGUUGCAAAGGUCCUGGAGCUUUUGAUGGGUGACAUCUGCCAGCCAUUUUACUAUGACGCAUUUGGCUUAGAAGAUAUCUCCUCUAAAAGUAGAGCACUUAGGCGUGCAAGCAAGCUGCUGCAUGGAGAAUGCCCUUAUCGAAAAGAACGCUGCCUCUCCCCCUGGACCUCACUCUUCAUCUGGGCCGUCCUGCAGAACCGCAGCGAGAUGGCAACUUUCUUCUGGGAGAUGGCAGGAGAGUCGGUGCUCAGUGCUCUGAGUGGCUGUAAGAUUCUGAGGGAACUGUCCAAGUUGGAGAUGGAGACUGAGAACAAGUUGUCCAUGAAGGAGCUGGCCCAGAGGUUUGAGAACCUGGCACAUGACAUGUUCAGCUCUUGCUAUCGGAGCAAUGAGAGUCGCUCUUUCACCCUAUUGAUUAGGAAAUCUACAGUUUGGGGCGGUACCACUUGCCUCCAGAUGGGCAUGGGCGCUGACGCACGACUGUUCUUCAGCCACGACGGAGUGCAGUCUCUGUUGUCCCAGAUCUGGUGGGGGGACAUGAAGAGGAACACUGAUGUGUGGAAGUUCCUGCUCACCUUCUUUUGUCCCUUCCUCUGCUACACCAACCUCAUCUCCUUCAGGAAGCAAGAGGACCAGCAUCAAGGGCAGGACGAGAAGCCUAAUGAGGACGGAUUGGGCAAGGACAGCGACAGCCUCUAUGGCCACACCGUCUUCUCUUUCUCAGACAUCAAGCACACUGACUCUGAUGAACAAGGUCCUCCCAGGACACCAACCAUUAAAGGGAGACGCGUCUCUUACAGAGCCCCCAAGCGUCCGUUCAUAGUGUCGAGAUGGCGUCAGUUCUGGUUCGCCCCCGUCACCGCAUUUCUGGGCAACGUUCUGAUGUACUUCCUGUUCCUCCUGCUGUUUGCCUGGGUGCUGUUGGUGGACUUCAAGCCCCCGUCCUCUUCUGGUCUGGCCCUCACAGAGAAUGUGCUGUACUUCUGGGUAUUCACCAUCGUGUGUGAGGAGAUCCGGGAGAUAUUCUUUCUGGGGACGAGGACUUGGCGUCAGAGGGUCAGAGUGUAUAUUCAGGAUGUGUGGAACAUGUGUGACCUCAUUGCCAUCCUGCUGUUCAUCGUGGGAGUAAUCUGCAGGACGUUCACAUGGUCUUAUGGAUUUGGCCGGGAUGUCAUGUGUGUUGACUACAUGGUCUUCACCGUCCGUCUCAUUCACAUCUUUGCCAUUCACAAGCAGCUGGGACCAAAAAUCAUCAUCGUUGGCAAGAUGAUGAAGGACAUCUUCUUCUUCCUUUUCUUCCUGAUGGUGUGGCUCCUGGCGUACGGAGUAGCCAAUCAAGCUCUGAUUUACGCCUACGACCCGAGCUUGGAGCGCAUCUUUCGCCGGGUUUUCUACAGGCCGUACUUACACAUCUUUGGACAGAUCCCCGUGGAAGAGAUGGAUGUUGGGAAGGAGUGGGACAUGCCGUGCACAGACAACAUGACACUGAUUGAGAGCGGUCAGGAGCCCUGCAGGACUCUGCAUAGUAACUGGCUGGUGGUGAUUCUGCUGGUUGUUUACCUGCUGGUCACCAACAUCCUGCUCAUCAACCUUCUCAUCGCCAUGUUUAGCUCCACCUUCUCUGAAGUCCAGGCUAACAGCGACAUCUACUGGAAGUUCCAGCGCUACACGCUGGUGGUCCAGUACCACUCCCGUCCUUCCCUGGCUCCUCCUUUCAUCAUCCUCUCUCACCUCAAUCUCUUCAUCAAAAGGGUCAUCCGCAAAGUGCCCUCCAUCAAGAUCCAACAUUUUGUGCUGGAGUUGAAAGGGAAAGACGCCAACAAGCUAAAGACGUGGGAAACCAUUCAGAAGGAGGACUUCUUGACGGCCCAGAACAAGAUCCAGAAAAGCAGUGACUCGCAGAGGCUCAAACGGAUGUCUGUCAAAGUGGACGGUGUGUUUAAACAUAUGACUGAAAGCAGAGACGUUGACCACAGGCUGAGGGCUUUGGAGAACGAGAUGGAGUACUGCUCAAAUGCUCUCAGCUGGAUCAUUGAUACUUUGGCACAAGGCAGCACUUUUAAACCUCCUCGUCCUCCUCCCGCAUCAAGAGAUGUGUUCCUCUCUUCUAAGUCCACCUGAUCCAGCUGCGGUGAUGCGUUCACUUUCUCAGGGCCAGUACAACAAGUUUUUAAAUGCUUUUACUUUUUGUUGCUACACACCCAACUAUGUUAGUCACUGGACUGAGUCACCAAAUAUUCUACCUUCUAUACUUAAAGUGUAGCAGCCAUCACUUGUUAAAGUAUUGAUGAAAUGCAAAAACGGAUAUUUGAAAUGUGCAAUUGAUAUUUAAAUGCCAAAGUAAAGUCUUUGUAUUCAUGAAAUAGCAUGAUAUAUUUUGGGGAUUCUAAUAUAGUCAAUUGUAAGGUGUCUACGUUGAAGCUACUAUUACUGUUUUACAGACGUUGUGUACUGUUACCGUAUACAUUUUAAGCCAUUUAUUUGUAUUGACACAUUCAUUCUGUUCAAUAAAGGGCCGAUGCCGAAUGAAUGACUAUAAUAAUGUUAAUAAAAUAACGCGUAGGAGACUACAAAAACUGCACAGUCCA